AUGGCUGACAACCUGAACCAAAUGCUCGCCUGGCACGAGGGCUGGGUCCGCUCGGGCAAGGGAUCCAAGCUCCUUCCGCCCCAGGCGGCCCCGGCUCCCUUCCGCCCCAUUACGCCUGCCCUCCUCAACCUAUCGCUUCCCGUCGAGCAAAUUCUGGGCAUCAGCCCCGUUCAACGCCCAGCACAAAAUGCCUCAGCGACAGGCGCAACAAAUUCAGCGCAGCGGCCGCCGCCUCAGCCGCUCCCACAGAAUACAACAACCCAAAGGCAGUCGAUGUGGCUCCAGCCGCUGCCCAUGCAGCCAGACCGAAACGCUGUGCAUUCAUCAACAGCCAACAGCUAUAGCAACGACGACGAUCUCUUGCAAGCCAUUGAGAUACCGGAUGAUAUUAUGCUAGAUGACGCCAAGCCGAUUGAUAGAAAACCAGUUGGCAGAAAGCCGGUUGAUAGAAAGCCAGUUGAAGCUAAGCCCCAGACAAACAUUGAAACCAUUGACAUUUACGAUCUCGACGACUUUAACGACUUUGAUAUCGACUGCACAGUCGCUCCCGCUUUCACCUCCGCUCCUGCUUCUAUCCAGCAGUUGCCGACAACAGCCACAGCCACAGCCACAGCCACAGCCACGACCACCGACUCCAAUUCAAAUUCAAACACAGUCACUAUCGAUCUCUGCUCGGGCAUCGACGACGACGACCUCGAAUCGUUCUACACUUCUCACCUUAAAGACCUCGAAGAGGAAGACGACCCUGCAUAUAUGGAUGAGAGCCCCAAGCGCCCCCAAUGCAGCGCCUCCCAAAGCGUGUUACCGUACAAGCGCCCGCGUGUAGAUUCCAGAAUGCUCAAAGUCAUCGACGGCGAAGACGACGUGGCACUGCUUAAUUCCAAUUCCAGCAGCAGCUUCAGCAACAACAGUAGCUUUGGCGGAAACUUUAGAAACACCACCAACAACAGCUUUGGCCACCAGCCCGCUGAGACUAGCAUUCACCCUGGCGCUGUCAAUGCCAACACUGUUGCUAUCACAAACUCUGCCUACAGUCAGAAUCAAUCCCAGCACCAGACGUCUCAUCCGACGCAAAAUAACGCAGCCAACAGCAUGGACAUUACUGCCGAGCGCCUCGAGUUCCUCAGGGCCCAAAAGGCCAGCAUCAGCGACAAGAUCUUUGAUCUCCAGGACACUGACGAGAUUGGAAACGAGAACGCGAUAUCGCUGCUUCGGCAAAACAGGAGCGACAUUGUGAAGGAGAUAACGCGUCUCGAAGAAGGGCCCCCCUCCUUUUUCUCCUCCCAGCACCAGCACGCUCCCAAUUUGGCACCGAUGCCAGUUCAACUGGUUCAGCCGAUGCCACUCCAGGCGGAAGCGCCCAUCUCAGUGGACCUGUACCCAAACAGCACUGAGAUCGUGCGACCGUCUGACCCGGAGCCAGAUCGGCCCCAGGCCACAUAUCCAUGGACGAAGGAGGUCAACAAGGCGCUACGGCAUGUCUUCAACAUGGAGAGCUUCCGCUCGCGGCAGCUCGAGGCGAUCAACGCAACACUCGAGGGCAAGGACGUGUUUGUGCUGAUGCCCACGGGCGGCGGAAAGAGCCUGUGCUUCCAGCUGCCGGCAGUCGUGCAGAACGGCACAACCCGUGGCGUCACAGUGGUCGUCUCGCCGCUGCUCUCGCUGAUGCAGGACCAGGUUGAGCACCUCACGCACUGGGGCAUCGCGGCUCUCUCGCUCACAGGCACGCUGCCUGCCGAGCGGCGCGCGUAUGUGUUCUCCGAGCUCAACAUGGCCGAGCCCAGGGUGCGGCUGCUCUACGUCACACCCGAGAUGCUUGGCAAGAGCCACCAGACGCGCGAGGCCAUCGACCAGCUGUACCGGCGCGGGCAGCUCGCGCGGUUCGUCGUCGACGAGGCGCACUGCCUGUCGCAGUGGGGGCACGACUUCCGGCCCGACUACACACAGCUCGGCACGUUCCACGACAAGUACCCGUCGAUACCGUUCAUGGCGCUGACGGCCACAGCCAACGCCAGGGUGCGCAUGGACGUUGUCAACCACCUGCGCAUCCAGGGCUGUGUGACCACUACUUCGUCGUUCAACCGGCCGAACCUGUUCUACGAGAUCCGGCCCAAGACUGGGUCGAGCGCCGACGACAUCUACGCACUCAUUGCGUCGCGGCACGCCGGCGAGUCGGGGAUCAUCUACUGCACGAGCAAGAAGGACUGCGAGCAGAUGGCGCACGAGCUGAGUGGGCGGUACCGGCUGCGCGCCAAGCACUACCACGCCGGUCUCGAGAAGGAGGACCGGUCUCGGGUGCAGCAGGAAUGGCAGCGCAACACGCUGCAGGUCAUCGUUGCCACGGUGGCGUUUGGCAUGGGCAUCGACAAGCCCGACGUGCGGUUCAUCAUCCACAACUCACUGCCGUCGUCGCUCGAGGGAUACUACCAGGAGACCGGGCGCGCUGGGCGCGACGGCAGGCAGGCGAUCUGCGUGCUGUUUUACGCGUACCGCGACAAGAUGUCGCUCGACUUUAUGAUUGACCGCGGCGACGGCGACUGGGAGCUCAAGGAGCGGCAGCGGCAGCAGGUGCGGCAGGUGGUGCAGUUCUGCGAGAACAUCACCGACUGCCGGCGGCAGCUGGUGCUGUCGUACUUUGGCGAGCAGUUCAGCGGCGCGCAGUGCAACAAGACAUGCGAUAAUUGCCGCAAGCGGGCAGACGUGCAGGUGCCGGACGCGGACCUGACCAGCGAGGCCAGCGCGCUGGUGGACAGCGUGCAGCUGCUGGCCAGCCAGAAGUCCAACACCACGCUGCUGCAGCUGAUCGACAUCUUCAAGGGCUCCAAGGCGAAGCGCAUUAUGGACCGCGGCGAUGACAGGCUGCCUGCGUUUAACCGCGGCAAGGACCUGUCCAAGACCGACGCUGGGCGGCUGUGCCACCAGCUGGUGCUGCGACAGGUGCUCGACGAGCAGUGCGAGAGCAACGCGAUGGGGUUUGUCAGCUCGUACGUGCGGCUCGGGCGCAACGCAGCUCGCGUGCAGCAGGGCCAGAUGCGGGUGAUGAUGCAGCUGACGGACUCGCGGCUGCUCAAGCAAACGAGUGUAAAGCCGGGCAGGGCGUCAUCCGGAAAAGCAUCGGCGGCGAAGGCAUCGGGCAGGGGGGCGAAGUCGCCGGCAGCGGCAGCGGCAGUGGCAGCCACGAGGCGAGUGGCCAGCGGCCAAGGCGCAGACAACUCGGUGGUCACGCAGAGCAUGUCCAAUCACUUUAUGGUAUCUGGCACCAACGAUAGGCGGACCGGCGAGGAUGGGUUCGGCGUCGGCUAUGGCCACGGCCACGGCCACGGCUACAGCACAGCAAGCACGGGCGGCGCGAGCUCGGCCAGAUCGAUCAGGCCCAUGGCAUACAGGAAGAAGCAGGGCUAGACGCGCAUUUUUGGCGUUCAGGAUGGUUUUUAUAUUGCGCUGAAGGGAAGAGUGAGACUACAAGUAUUUUAAAAAAAAGUUCAAAUAUCCUGAAAAUCGACGUCUUUCCCAUGCAGAUUGCAUAGCACCCAGGCCUGUGCUUGGAACCCAGAGGCAAUAAGCACGACCUCGAAGGUUACCACCACCACCACCCCACAGGCUGGGGACUUGCUGCAAUGAUGUUUUGUUUUUCCUUCUUUCUUGCUAUAGCUUUAUUAAUUUAAUUCGAGGCAUUUCGCAUUUCGAAUUUCGCACUUUGCACAUCGCAUUGCAAUGUUUGUCGCCGGCAAGAAGCGCAAGGCGGCGCCGGCAGCACCAGCAGCACCGGCAGCACCGGCAGCACCGGCAGCAC
Kickxella alabastrina is the source of this 3793-nucleotide messenger RNA. Its product is annotated as P-loop containing nucleoside triphosphate hydrolase protein. Gene Ontology annotation, biological process: double-strand break repair via homologous recombination; DNA replication. Gene Ontology annotation, molecular function: four-way junction helicase activity; nucleic acid binding; 3'-5' DNA helicase activity. The transcript has 4 exons. Gene Ontology annotation, cellular component: nucleus; cytoplasm; chromosome. Bases 1 to 3402 code for a protein of 1133 amino acids. The record is from RefSeq and is a predicted model, not a curated record. NCBI's taxonomy places the organism in Eukaryota, Fungi, Kickxellomycota, Kickxellomycetes, Kickxellales, Kickxellaceae.